AUGGCGGACAGCGAAAACGAAGACCUCGAACUUACCAUUCGAGAACAUACUACAGCCGCUAACCAAGCAAGUACCGCAAGUGUAACGGUGCAGUUAAACGCAAUGAUGGAGGAAAUACGUAUUUUGAAAGCAGCUUUAAGUCAGCAGCAGAAUAACGCAACAUCGACAGCAGAGACGAAUAGCGAAAGGGAGGGCAUGCCAAGCAACACAUUAGCAGCUGCGGUUAGUGAACUGAACCGCGCUCUAUCGCAUGUACCGGCACAGCCUGUGACCAGGCUGUAUGACUUGCCCGAAUUCGAUGGUCGUCCAGAAGACUGGCCCAUGUUUAGGGAAGCGUUUUCUGCCACAACCGAAGAGUAUCGAUAUACUGAGCGGCAGAAUAUGAUUAGGUUGCAAAAGGCACUGAAAGGAAAGGCAAGGGAGACAGUUGAGUGUCUGCUUAUACACAGUGGCAAUGUUAAUCGAGUUAUCGAAACUUUAAAGGAACGGUUUGGGAGGCCAGAGCUUCUCGUCAAAAGCCAAAUCGCUCGUAUUCGCAACGUUCCAAAUAUUCCCGAGAGUAGAAUAGAUCUUAUAAUUCCCUUCUCCACAAAAGUACAAAAUUUGGCUUCUUUCCUUAGUGCAGCUGAAUGCGACCACCACCUUAGCAAUCCAAUUUUAAUGGAAGAGCUUGUAUCCAAGCUGCCAGUGCAGCGCAAGUUGGCAUGGGCCAGACAUUCCUUGACCAUACAACCGCGGCCAACUAUUCAGCAUCUUAGCGAGUGGUUGCAAGAAGAAGCACGCGUUGCUAGUAGUGUUUGCAUCAACGUGGUCGAACCGCAUCGACAAACAGAUCCAAGAUCGGAGAGGCGUCCGAGAUUUUUUCAUGCAACUGAAACGCAAGAGUUGCAUGGAAACGAGUGCAGUAUGUGUUCCGGGAGUCACGAGCUCGAACGUUGCAGUCAGUUUUUAGACCUUCCACAUAAGCAAAAAUGGCGUUUUGUUCGCGAAAGACGUCUGUGCUUUAAUUGUUUGAAAUCUGGGCAUCGAGGCGGUUCAUGUCGUCGCAAACACCAAUGUGACAAUGUGAGGUGCGACAAAAAGUGGCACGCAAUCCUACACGAGCCUCGAUGCUCACGAGAAGAGCAAAGCCAACAAAUACCGCGCAUAUUAACGAAUGCGGAAGCACUUCCCUGUAACCAAAGGCUCUUGUUUAAAAGUAAGUCAGUCGAUUGCUACGCACUUCUUGGUGAAGGGUCAUCAAUAAGUUUGGUGAAUGAGAAACUCGUUACUCAGAUUGGCAUAACAGGGUCUAAAAAAGAAUUAACCUUGCAGUGGUUCGGCAAUAAUACGGCAACUGAGUCGUCAAUGACAUUAAACAUGGAAAUAUCGGGUGUAGGUCAAGGACACAAACGGUUUCCUCUGCUCAAUGAGAGAACUGUAAAGAACCUGCAGCUACCGCGGCAGACGCUCCGAAUCUCGGAACUCCACGUAAGACAACGACACCUGAAGAGGCUGCCUAUAGAAGGGUACACUGGCGUGACGCCAGAUCUGCUGAUAGGGUUAGAUAAUGUGCAUCUAGGCAUAGCUAAGCGUAUUGCCGAGGAUGGUCAUCGGGGCCCGGCUGCAGUGUUGACCAAGCUAGGCUGGGUGAUUUACGGUCCAAUGGGAUACGAGAACGUAGCGAGACAGCAAGUACUUUUGGUGCGAGAACACGCCGCAGAUAAAACGCUCGAGGAUGAAACCAUCGACGAGUUAGUCAAGAACUUUAUAAUAAGCGAUGACUUGAGUGCGUCACCUACUGUCAAACAUGUUGAGCCACAGGAAGAGGUAAGAGCACGCGCCAUAUUAGAGAAUACUACAGUUCGUAUAGGCGAUCGCUUUGAGACGGGGUUGCUUUGGAGAACCGAUGAAGAUAUACCGGAGUACACGCGGGGAAUGGCGGAGAGAAGACUUCUAGCGCUCGAACGGAGAUUUAAAUGCAACGCAGAAUUGAAGCACGAGUAUAUCAAAACGAUGAGGCACUACUUAGCGAAGGGAUAUUCCAGGAAACUCACGAAAGAGGAAACGCUGACAAAACACCCACGGAUAUGGUAUCUUCCCCACUUUGGCGUUUACAACCUAAAUAAGCCGGGAAAAGUACGCCUCGUAUUCGACGCAGCAGCACAAGUCUCCGGAAGAUCGUUGAACUCCUACCUGCUUAGCGGUCCAGAUAUGGGUAAACCAAUGCUAGAGGUGCUUAUGAAAUUUAGACAAAAACCCAUAGCCGUCAGCUCCGACAUCGAAGAGAUGUUUCAUCAGGUGGUAGCACGUGCGGAAGAUCAACCGGCGCAAAGGUUUCUGUGGAGGGAGAAGCCUGAUGAAGAAAUCGUGGAGUACUCCAUGCGCCUAAUGACUUUCGGAGCAACAUGUUCUCCUUGUGCCGCACAAUUUGUGAAAAAUAAGAAUGCGCUUGAGUUUUCUGAGGAAUUCCCUGAUGCCGUCAAUGCGAUUUUAAACAACCAUUAUGUGGACGAUUUCGUUCAUUCCUUUGCAGACGAGGAAGAAGCCGUGCGAAUAGCGAAUCAAGUGCGAUGCAUUCACCAAAAAGGCGGAUUCAACCUAAAAGGGUUUAUAUUGAAUUCACGAAUGGUGCACGAUGCUUUAAACGGAGGCCACGACUUCGGUGUACAGAAAGGUUUCGACAAAUCUAAUGCAGGCUAUCCGAAGGUUUUAGGGAUGCGGUGGGACACGGAGUAUGAUGAGCUCAAGUUCGUUCUCGCUUUCGGUCGCGUCGAUGAAGACCUGUUGCAAGGCAAACGGGCCCCCACUAAGCGGGAGCUAUUACGCGUCACCAUGUCUGUUUUCGACCCCUUUGGCUUUGCAGCGGAAUACGUACUUAAGGCGAAGUUGCUACUGCAAACGGUCUGGCGAGCGAGAACUGAUUGGGAUGAUGAAAUUCCCGUGGAGGCGCAAAAGCUCUGGAGGACAUGGCUAAACAUAUUACAUCAUGUGGACAACAUCAAGGUUCCGCGCUGCUAUGGUACAUUCUUUACAACAGGAGUUGUGGAGCUCCAUGUAUUUGCCGACGCAAGUGAGAUGGCAUUCGCCGCUGUGGCGUACUGGCGAAUCAGCAAUGGGCGUGACGUGAACGUUGCAAUGGUAGCCGGAAAGACGGAAUGUGCACCUCUCAAGCUCACGACUAUUCCAAGAUUAGAACUGCAGGCGGCAGUACUGGCCUCUCGACUUCGGAAAAUGCUGUUGAGUUCUCACGACACCAAGCCGUCACGUGUGGUGAUGUGGACAGAUUCGAAGACAGUCCAAGCGUGGAUAGCUUCCGACCACAGAAGGUACAAGCCCUACGUAGCCCAUAGGGUUGAUGAAAUUCUAGAUGUUACUAAUCAACUCGAGUGGAGAUGGACUCCAGGCGCUCUAAAUCCAGCAGACUUUGGUACGAGACUACAAAGCAGCUCGCGUGAAUGCUCCUGUCUUUGUGGCCCAGACUUCUUGAGAAAAGACGAGUCAUUUUGGCCCAGGCUUGAUGCUGUCGAUGGAACUCGUGAAGAAUUACGGGCCAAGUAUGAGGUAUUCCUCGUCUCGCUGGACGAGGACAUACUGCAGAAGUACUCAUCGUUCCCACGACUCACAAGAAUAGUCCCCUACUUGCGAAGACGACGUCGGCAUAAUUCGAGUGAAUGGUCGUCUUCAAAACGCGUACGCCAUUCCUCAACACACACGUCAACCCGUAGUAUUGCCUCAACGACACCACGUGACCAACCUAAUCAUCGACUUGUAUCAUCGCAUAUGGAAGCAUCAGAAUCAAAACACGAUCAUAGCUGA
Messenger RNA from Rhagoletis pomonella (apple maggot), 3798 nucleotides. RefSeq lists its product as uncharacterized. The transcript has 2 exons. Gene Ontology annotation, molecular function: nucleic acid binding. Lineage: Eukaryota; Metazoa; Arthropoda; Insecta; Diptera; Tephritidae. The record is from RefSeq and is a predicted model, not a curated record. Bases 1 to 3798 code for a protein of 1265 amino acids.